This is a messenger RNA of Verticillium dahliae VdLs.17, 744 nucleotides long. RefSeq lists its product as uncharacterized. The transcript is spliced from 3 exons. Lineage: Eukaryota; Fungi; Ascomycota; Sordariomycetes; Glomerellales; Plectosphaerellaceae. Bases 1 to 744 code for a protein of 247 amino acids. The record is from RefSeq and is a predicted model, not a curated record.
AUGCAUUUCAGCGCCCUCCUCGUCAAGACGCUGCUGGCCGGUGGCGCCAUUGCCGCCCCUUCGAUGCACAGGCGCCAGCUGCAGACGAUCCAGGGUGCCAUCACCACGGUGCAGUCGGCACUUGAUGAUCUCACCACGGCCGUUCAGGGCCUCUCCGGAGCUGACGCCAACUCGGCGGCGCCCAUCCUGACGGCGUCAGAGAAGGUCAAGACGGCCAUCGGAACGGCGACGACGCAGGUGCAAGGUGCCCAAGCUCUCAGCCUCAUGGAGGCUCUUGGGCUGCAAGACACGGCAUCGGGCCUCGUGACAUCCGUUCAGGGUGUGACCACGGCUCUGACGAGCAAGAAGGCAGACCUUGAUCAGCUCGGUCCUCCCGCUCGUCCUGCCCAGCCUGCUCAGCCCGUGUCUCCGGCCUGCCCCGCCCCGGCUCCCGUUCCAGCCCCCGGUAACGGCAACAACGCUGGCAACGGCACAGGCAACGGCACUGGCAACGGCACCGGCGCGGGUGCCGGAACUGGCCGUGGCAACGCAGGCAACGCAGGAAACGCCGCCACGCCCCCCGGUGCUCCCACUCCAAUCCUCGAGCCCAGGCCUAAUGCGGGUCCCGGCGCUGGAGCUGGAGCUGGUGCUGGCCGCGGAGCUGGCGCGACCAACGGCACGGCGACGAACAACGGAGGCAGGGCCAAGCGUGAUCUAUCCGUUCACGCGAGGGCCAUGCCCAUUGCGCUCGCUCUGGAGGCUUGA